GUUGUAGAAAUUUGCACUUCUUCAGAUUUUUAAACAUGGAAGACCAUGAGGUAAAGCUUCACAAUGCAGCUUAUCUCUCAAAAGUUUUGGAGCUUGCAUCCAGUUUACCCUCUGACGUAACCAGGUCUCUUCUGGAGCAACAAGCUGUAUUACACAAGGAAAGCUAUGCAAGACAACACACAGGUGUGGGUGGAGAGGCUUCUGUGUGCCCAAAGUGUCAGAUGCCAUCCUCGGCAUCUCCUCUUACCCCAGCAGCCUUGCCCCAUACCUUACAUCCAUGCCCACGUCGUACCCAGUCCUCUUUAAGACGCAUCCAACACAAACAGAAAUCUGUUGCUUGUAAAAUAUCAGCCAAGGAAAAACGCUUAUUGCAGGCUUAUGAGAACUGUUGCAACCUCAGCAUUAUGAGGUGUGUUGUGUGUGGCCACAAGCGGCACACUCUGUGUGCUCUGCCCCACCGUCAACACCUCCUGGGAAUAAGAAAAGCUGUUAAUGAGAAGAAAUCAGCAGCGGCCAGGAAUACCGUCACUGCUGUCAGCAAGAUUAUUGUGCCUGACAUCGUGCCUGUGAGGAGAGUGCCUCACAGACCGCCAGAAGUGGACUGUGGUCUCAUUAUUUCUUCUGAGCUUAAACUUCAGCUGCAAGAACUCGAAAAACAAGUCGAAGGCUCUAAUAAAGACAAUCCAAAAAAGAGGAAAAAGAAGAAGAAGAAAGUCGAAACUAUCCCUGAUGGGUCAUCGAAGCAAGUUGAUGCGAUUUUGAAGAAUAAAGUUUCACAUGAAAUUAACUACUUGGCUACACCUGAAUCAAAUGUUUCUCCCAAAAAAAUGUUAGGUGGAAAAAGAAUGAGUGGAGCGAAUGGCCAGGCAGUUAACUGUACCCAGUCAAGCUCACUGCGUGUGCAAGCCAACAAUGGUAAGCAAGCCUCCAAAUUUACAACAGAUGCUUUGAAAAACGCUCUCAAGAAAUCAACUGCUCCACGACAAUCUUCACUAAAAUCGUUUCUUGAAACGCUCUUCUGAAGGUAGUUGUUCCAAUAGCGAUAUUCUCAUUUCUAGAUAUUUUCUACCUGAAAUAUACAGUUGUUAAUUGGUUU
Hyalella azteca is the source of this 1096-nucleotide messenger RNA. RefSeq lists its product as uncharacterized. The record is from RefSeq and is a predicted model, not a curated record. Lineage: Eukaryota; Metazoa; Arthropoda; Malacostraca; Amphipoda; Hyalellidae.